Messenger RNA from Ylistrum balloti, 1638 nucleotides. Its product is annotated as cilia and flagella-associated protein 47-like. The transcript has 10 exons. The record is from RefSeq and is a predicted model, not a curated record. Gene Ontology annotation, biological process: transcription by RNA polymerase II. Bases 1 to 1638 code for a protein of 545 amino acids. Lineage: Eukaryota; Metazoa; Mollusca; Bivalvia; Pectinida; Pectinidae. Gene Ontology annotation, molecular function: protein heterodimerization activity.
AUGGAAGGGGAUAAAUGUGGCGUUCGUAUAACGCCUCCGGUGCUAGAAUUCUAUGAUGCCGAAGUGGACACUGUGCAUCAACUAAAUGUCACUGUCAAAAACACAAGUAAAACCAGCAAAAGCAUUCGUUACUAUGGCCCGAAAACUAAGUAUUUUCAACUGAAAGUAAGGAACCCAAACAAGCCUGUAGCGCCAGGCCUAUGUGUUCCUGCUGUUGUAGAAUUUGAAAUCAAAGAGGAGAAGGAAGUUACAGACAGACUUGUUGUCACAGUAGAUGGGGAUGUUAUUGAAAUACCAUUGGUGGCGUAUCCACCACAACCUCUGCUUGAAAUUGAACAAGUUGUAAACUUUGGAAAUCUAGUGGCUAACAGUAAAACUGUUUCACAUGAAAUAUCCUUGGUCAACCAUGGCUCAAAGGCUGGUGAUUUUAAAAUCAAGUACAGCGGGGACAAGCCUAUUGCCAUCAUGCCUAGCAGUGGGUCUGUACCCCCUAAAAGUGUACAGAUGAUAAAGGUUGAAUAUGUCACUAAACAAGCUGGAGUUUUUGAAGAAGUGGUGAAGGUAAAACUUGAAGGGAAGGAAACUAAAAACCUUGUGAUAAAGGGAACAUUAGUAGACAGAACACUUGAGGUGCUGGCCAUGAAUACUCACCAGCCAGUAGAAUGUGUGCGCUUUGGAAGCACUUAUUAUGGCUCUGACAAAACAGAAUGUGCUUUACUGUUCAACAAUGGACCAGAACCUGUCAACUUUGUGGCUGUUCUGGAUGAAGAUGCAGUUGCACAAGAAAUGGGUGUGGACUUGUCCAAGAGUACAGUGGAUGCAUUGGCUGACCAGGAUAGGGAUGGCAUUGAGAAACCCCAGGGUACAACAAAUGUGCUGACCUCUCUCAUUACAGCUAUCCCUAACCAGGGCACACUGAAGCCCUAUGAGAAGAUACCAGUAUUUUUCAGGUUCAGUCCUAGAUGGAAUGCCUCAAAGGAGGGAUGGAAGGGACAGAAGAAGCCUCCCCCCAGGAAGGACUUUGCCCUGUUUAUGAGGAUUCAGAUUGUAGGAUCAAGCACAGGAUUUAGUUCCAAAUCACCCACUAAAUAUGCUGAUGGUUCAUUUGUGGAGGUUGCUUUGACUGGUACAGCAUUACCAGUACUGUUGUCAGUGUUGCCCUCUCUGAAGUACGACUUUGGGGAGUGUCCUAUAGGGGAACAUGCUGAUGUCCUGUGUACCAUUAAAAAUGAGUCGUCUGAUCUAGCCACUACCUUCCAGUUCAGGAGAGUGGCUCACUUUUCUACACAUCCACCUAGUGGAAAAAUCCCAGCAAAUCAAUCUCAGGAUGUUAUAUUCUCCUUUUCUCCAAAACAAAUUGUACGAUGUAUGAUGUAUGGCUUUGGAGAUGACAGAAAUCCCUACACAGAAUCAGUGGAUAUCCUAGAGGAUUUGGUUAUAGACUACAUCACAGAAAUGACUAAAAAAGCCAUGGAAGUUGGGAGACCUGGAAGAAUUUCAGUAGAAGAUAUUAUUUUUCUUAUAAGAAAGGACCCAAAGAAAUAUUCUCGUGUGAAAGAAUUACUUAUGAUGAGUGAAGAGCUUAGGAAAGCAAGAAAAGCUUUUGAUGAAAUCAAAUAUGCGACAGCAACGAAGUGA